Messenger RNA from Oryza brachyantha (malo sina), 1449 nucleotides. RefSeq lists its product as uncharacterized. Lineage: Eukaryota; Viridiplantae; Streptophyta; Magnoliopsida; Poales; Poaceae. Bases 253 to 1449 code for a protein of 398 amino acids. The record is from RefSeq and is a predicted model, not a curated record. The transcript is spliced from 3 exons.
UACUUGCCGUUUCCAGCUUGCGAGAGGAGAUGGAAAGGGAGACAAAAUGAAUCAGAGCUAUGGUGGACAAUUCCUGCAAUACCAAGGAAUACUAUAAGAGGAGGCAAGAGGAAAUCGAAGCAGGUGGCAUCUUAGGAUUUCCUUCGGGCAGUUACUUCUUCAACCAUCUGGGUCUCAACCGAUCGAUAACCUGCAGUGAUCUGAGGAGGAGCUAGCUUGCAAGGCUGAUUGUGUCAAUACACUACAAGGUCUAUGGCGACUAGCAAUCUGGUUGUGGAGGUUACAAGUGCCGAUAUCCCCUCAAGCAGCAAUACCUCCCCGGCCAACUAUUUCGCGGAGGUUUGUUUCAACGGUCAAAAUGCCAGGACAGCCAUCAAGCAAGAUGUUGCUGUAUGGAAUGAGAGGUUCUGUUUUGAUAUGAGACAGAGAGACAAGGGUCCUUGUGGUGACCUCAUUCUUGAAGCUGCUGUCUACAGCUACGAUCAGAUCAGCGACUCCAAGUCACUGCUUGGCAAAGUAUUGCUGUCUGAUGAAUAUUUUCACCGCCAUGGAGCUAACGUUGAUCCCGUACAAUAUCCAUUAUUGAAUAGCACAGGCCAUGAGAAUGGAAAAGUGCGGCUUAAGCUGUUCCUUAUUGAUGCCGCUGAUAGGAUCCUGCUUGAGAGUGAGGGCAAUAAUGGGCUAAACGACAUUUACGACUACCUGUUUAAAAGCAAGGAUGGUUAUGUCGAAGAUGACAAUGUCGAUCAACAUGGUCCAGUUUCCCUGGAGCCUGACGACGCUGCUCCGACAGAGAUCAACCCAAAUUUCGAGCCUGGAAGGUUGGUCGAGCGAAUGCAGCUGCUCUUCGUGCGUGUGAUAAAGGCUCGCAAGCUGCCGGAUAUGGAUGCCAAUGGCAGCCUUGAUCCCUAUGUCGAGGUCCAGUUCGGUGCCUUUAACAGGGGCGUCACCAAGUGCUUGAAGAGGAGCAAGAACCCAGAGUGGAAGGAGACUUUUGCCUUCUCCUUCCAGUUCCAGCAUGGCCAGACACCCAACCCCGGCGUGGAUGUUAUAGUCAACGACAAGGAUGUGGUUAAAGAUGACUUUGUAGGGAAGGUGCACUUCGAUCUGAAGGACAUUCCAACAAGGUCCCCGGAUGAUGAUGCGCCGCUGGAGCCAACGUGGUAUCCACUGCUCGACCAAUGCGGGACCAAGUUAGAACAGGCCAGCUUGCUGCUCACGAUCUGGAUCGGGUCGCAGGCUGAUGAAGCGUACCGUGAUGUAUGGGUCUCAUUGUACAGCUCCAAGGUGUACGAGAAGCCAAACCUGUGGUGGCUGCGUGUCACGAUUGUUGAGGUUCAGGGUGUUACAGUAAGACACGAUGAUGGGGCGGCUGCUGACGGCCGCAAUGCACAGAGAGACACAGAGUUGCGUUGCAGGAACCAUUCUUUGAGGGUGUCCUCGAGCUAG